AUGGACGUCAAGGCGGCUUCCAACGGGGUUUCCACCAUCGAAGACAGGAUCUUACGGAUCACGGGAUAUUAUGGCUAUUACCCGGGAUAUUCGAGUCAUCAAAGUAAGGGAAGGAGUAGUGUAACAUACUGCAGGCCUUUUACUGCUUGUCCGACAUCCAGUAGUGGUAUUAGUAGGGAAAUGUGUCCUGGUUCCCUGUGGACAGAUGACCUCUCUUGUCCUAUCUGCAGGAUUUUCCAGCAGGGGGCGCAGAGUGUUUGCGAUGUAGAAAGACAGGACAUUUCAAGCAAGGAAGCUUCAGAGAAUCACACCGAAAAUCUUAAUCCGGACAAUAAUGUUAAGACACGCUGUCAAUCAUGCACCUCUACGUUCUUCAAGAUUUUUUGGGGGUUUCUGGUCAUUCUCUCUGUAUCAUCCUCCUGGGUUGGUACCACACAGAUUGUCAAAGUCACGUACAAGAACUUCCAUUGUCCUUUUUUUAUGACCUGGUUCUCUACAAAUUGGAACUUAAUGUUUUUCCCUGUGUACUAUUCGGGACACUUGGCUUCAGCAGAGGAAAAGCAGACAUUAAUUCAAAAAAUUAGGGAAUGUAGUCGAAUUUUUGGAGAAGAAGGACUGACUCUGAAACUCUUUCUGAAAAGAACAGCCCCAUUCUCUAUCCUCUGGACAUUAACUAAUUACCUAUAUUUGUUGGCGCUGAAGAAAUUAACAGCCACAGAUGUCUCUGCCCUUUUCUGUUGCAACAAAGCAUUUGUCUUCCUGCUCUCUUGGAUUGUGCUCAAAGACAAGUUCAUGGGAGUUAGAAUAGUUGCUACAAUCAUGGCAAUUACUGGGAUUGUGAUGAUGGCAUAUGCAGACGGUUUCCACGGUGACUCAAUCAUUGGAGUAGCGCUGGCUGUUGGAUCCGCCUCCACAUCAGCAUUAUACAAGGUUCUAUUUAAAAUGUUUCUUGGAAGUGCAAAUUUUGGAGAAGCUGCCUAUUUCAUUUCUACACUGGGUUUCUUCAAUUUAAUUUUCAUAUCAUCUGCACCAGUUAUACUGUAUUUUACGAAAGUGGAAUACUGGUCCUCAUUUUCUGCUUUGCCUUGGGGUUACCUCUGUGGUGUUGCUGGUCUUUGGUUAGCCUUCAAUGUUCUUGUGAAUGUCGGUGUUGUAUUAACUUAUCCUAUACUCAUUUCAAUUGGAACUGUACUGAGUGUCCCUGGAAAUGCAGCUGUCGACCUUAUGAAACAUGAGGUAAUAUUCAGUAUGGUGAGGUUGACUGCAACUAGUAUCAUAUGCAUCGGCUUCCUGCUCAUGCUUCUUCCUGAAGAAUGGGAUGAAAUAACUUUAAGGUUUAUAAACAGAUUAAAAGAGAAGAAAAAUGAAGAACAAACAGAAGACACCACAGAGUCCAGUGUCCACACCCGAAGCAGAAGCAGGGCAAAUGGAACAGUUUCAAUUCCUUUAGCUUAA
Messenger RNA from Carcharodon carcharias (great white shark), 1455 nucleotides. It is a transcript of the gene slc35f4, whose product is annotated as solute carrier family 35 member F4. The record is from RefSeq and is a predicted model, not a curated record. The transcript is spliced from 13 exons. The coding region runs from base 1 to 1455 and encodes 484 amino acids. Lineage: Eukaryota; Metazoa; Chordata; Chondrichthyes; Lamniformes; Lamnidae. Gene Ontology annotation, cellular component: membrane.